AUGGGUAAAUCAGGAAAAGGUAAAGGAGGUAAAAACAGAAGAAGAGGAAAGAAUGAUAACAGUGGACAAAAGAGAGAAUUAAUAUUGAGGGAGGAAGGACAAGAGUAUGCUCAAAUCACUAAGAUGUUGGGUAAUGGAAGAAUCGAAGUUCAAUGUUUUGAUGGCAUCAAAAGGAUGGGUCACAUUAGAGGUAAAAUGAGAAAGAAAGUUUGGAUGGGGCAAGGUGAUAUAAUUUUGGUAAGUUUGAGAGAUUUUCAAGACGACCAAUGUGAUGUUGUACAUAAAUAUAACUCUGAUGAGGCCAGGUCUUUGAAACAAUUGGGUGAAUUACCAGAGAAUGCUAAGAUUAAUGAAACUGAUACAUUCGGUGCUGAUGACGAUGAAGAUGUCAACUUCGAGUUCGGUGGUGCUGAUGAUAGUGAGUCUGAAGAUGAAGAGUUAGAUAUCGAUGAUAUUUAA
Messenger RNA from Lodderomyces orthopsilosis Co 90-125, 459 nucleotides. RefSeq names its product Tif11p (gene TIF11). Gene Ontology annotation, biological process: translational initiation. The coding region runs from base 1 to 459 and encodes 152 amino acids. The record is from RefSeq and is a predicted model, not a curated record. Gene Ontology annotation, molecular function: translation initiation factor activity; RNA binding. Gene Ontology annotation, cellular component: cytoplasm. Lineage: Eukaryota; Fungi; Ascomycota; Pichiomycetes; Serinales; Debaryomycetaceae. The transcript has a single exon.